GAUCAACCGACUGCUGCCUCAGACUCAAUACCUGGGGCCGGGCUGCGGAGCGCUUUCACGCAACCAAACUCAACCACGGGGCAUCAGUUACCAGCCGCUCGCACGCAGCCGCUGUAGCUAGCUCAAUUAAGGCCCGCUCGGCUUAGUCCACCGAGCGCCCAGCCAGCUGGGAAAGACCGCCCUCGCCCCCGGAGUCGCCAUCGACAGCUGACGAGCAGUCGACCGUCCGCCCUCUGGCCCUAGCGAGUGGCCGCCGCCACAGCGCCUUCAGCAACACCGCAACCUCGCGAUUCGCCUCGCAGCGGUCGUGGGGGAGCGGGCUGGCGAUUUCGCAUCCUCGACACUCGCUAAGUGAUUCACAGCUGAGUUACUUGCGAGCUUGGGUGCACUUCUGGUGAACUGGGAGCCCAUUUGUGUGUCAGCAACAGCGGCUAAUCCUGCUUGCUUGUUCUGCACAACGACUGGGACCCGACUGGCCAGUCGGUUGGGCUGCCCUGGGAAGGCCGAACGCGCUCCGUGCUUGCACACCGCGCUCCGCACUUACCCACACCGAGGCUGACUCCGGGCCCACGCCCCUGUCCCCUCCUGCACCCUUCCGCUGCAGUGCUCGCCGACCCGGCGCAGCCCGCCAGCCAGCUCUGAGCUAACCAGCCGAGCGCCACCAUCACGGGGUCAGGCAUGACCUCGCCACCCCAGUCGGACCAGGGCCGAGGCCUGCGCCGCAGCCUUCGCGUGCAGGGGCGCGCCACCGCCCCUGCGGCGGCGGGCCCGUCUGCCGCUGAGCGCGUCCAGGCUCACGGCCCCGCGCGGCGGGUGGCCGCCGAGGCACCAGAAGCCGCCGCAGCGCACGCCGCCGCUGCUGCCGCUCCCGCCCCCGCCGCCAUCCUUGCGCCCCUCGCCGCUGCCGGAGCCGCCUACGGCGUCGCUGCUGCUGCUGCACCCGUCGCCGCCGCCGCACCCGCCUUCGCCGCCCCCGUGCAGCCGCCCGCCGCUGCCGGAGCCGCCUACGGCGUCGCUGCUGCUGCUGCACCCGUCGCCGCCGCCGCACCCGCCUUCGCCGCCCCCGUGCAGCCGCCCGCCGCCGCUGGAGCCGCCUACGGCGUCGCUGCUGCUGCUGCACCCGUCGCCGCCGCCGCACCCGCCUUCGCCGCCCCCGCGCAGCCGCACGCCGCCGCUGGAGCCGCCUACGGCGCCGCUGCUGCCACCGCGCCCGGCGCCGCCGCCGCACCCGCCUUCGCCGCCCCCGCGCAGCCGCCUGCCGCCGCUGGAGCCGCCUACGGCGCCGCUGCUGCUGCCGCACCCGUCGCCGCCGCCGCACCCGCCUUCGCCGCCCCCGCGCAGCCGCCCGCCGCCGCUGGAGCCGCCUACGGCGCCGCUGCUGCUGCCGCCGCCGGCCCCUCGGCCACCGCCGCCGGCCUACCUCCCCGCCACCCUGGCCGCGCGCAGUCCGUCAGCAACUUCGACCAAGCGUUGCGCAGGGCUUUCGGCGCGCCGGCUGCCCCCCGCAGCGUGCGUGCCACGCCCGCGGCGGGGGUGGGGCUGCAAGGGGCCUUCCUGGCCCUGGGCGUCCCGGAUGUACUCCGCCGCCGUGGGCGCACCUGGGCCUCCGAUGCCACGGGGUCCAGCGCCAGCUCCUACCGGCCCUCUGACAGCGCGUCGGAGACCUCCUCGACCGCGGACACCGCCUCCGGCCGCCGGCGGGCCGCUGCGCGCGAGCUCACCGAGCUGUCCCCGGCUGGCGCCAACAACGGCCGGCGCGUGUGCAACAACCCCGCCUACGAGGAGGAAGAGGAGCUGCAGGCUGCCCUCGCCCGGUCCCGUCGUGACACCGGCCACCCCAGGCCGCCGCCGCCAGCGGGCCGCGCGGCAGCGUUGCUGACUGAGACGGCCGUCACCGUGCACGAGAUGCUGGGUGGUGGCCCCACCGGUGGGCUGGCGUUGGGAGGGCUGGCGCCGGCGGCCUCCCCGCCGCGCCUGGACCGCGCGCGGCGGCGGCACCUGCUCAACCUCGCCGCCAGCAGCCGGCCGUCAGCCUCAGCGGCCUCGAGCUCCUCCGGCCGCUCCGGCAGCUCCCGCCGCACCACCUCCACCUCUGCUCGCUCCGGCAGCGAGUCCAUGCACUCCGCACGCAGCCAGCAGCCGUCUGCGUCGCAGCACAUCCACCUGCACGUGCACCCCGGGCCAUCUCCGGCCGUGGCAGCUGCCCCGCCAGCCGCCGACGCCGGGGCCGACUUCUUCCCCCACCUGGGCGGCUUGCGAGCCCGGUACGGAGCGAGGUUGGCAGCGCGUCUCCGUCGUCACGAGGCUGCCGUGGCCGCCGCAGCGGCCGUCACACCCGCCGCCGCUGCGCCCGCCGCCGCUGCGCCCGCUGCCGCUGCGCCUGCCGCCGCUGCGCCUGUCGCCGCCACGCCUCCUGCCGCCGCCGCGCCCGCUGCCGCCGCGCCCCCCGACGACAUGGUUCAGCUGGCCAGGGUCCGCGCUGCCGCCCUCGCGCACCUGCAGCGCCUCCACGCCGCGCUCGGGCCCCCCGCGCCGGCUGCAGCCGCAGCACCAGCCGCCGCCGCCGCUGCUGCCGCCGCUGACGCUCCUGCCCCGCCGGCAGCCGCCGCCGGGCCUGGGCCCGACGCCGCCGCGCCCCAGCCGCCGGUGUCUGUCGUCAACAUGGCGUCUUCGUCCAGCUCAAGCUCGGCGCCGGCGAGCGCCGGCGGCUGCCCUCUGUGGCCGAUGCCCCUGCCGGCGUGGCAGCCGCACCUGCUGGCGCAGCUGGACCACGCCGCCGCCGCGGCUGCGCCCCCGGCGGCCGCAGCUGGGGCCCCACCGGCGGCUCUAGCUGGCGGCAGUGGUGGAGUGGCACGCAUGGGCAUGGCUGCUGCCCAUCUGGCGGCCGCGGCACCCGCCAACGGGGCCCCGCUCAGCAGCGCAGGCGCCGCCUGGCCUUCGGCGGCAGCAAUGCUGCGGCCGGCGCGCCCCAUUCCCUCGUGGAGUCAGACCGGGCGGCAGCAGUACGACGGCGAGCGCGCCGGGCGGGCCAGGUUCAUGGUGGACGCGCACGGCUACACUGAGGAGCAGGCGGCGUGCGCCGACAUCAACAGCCCCUAUGCGCAGGACCCGCGCCUAAUCGCCCGCGCCCUCAUCAACGGCGCAUCCGUCCCUGAGUCGCGGGCCUGGGUGUGGAACAACGAGGAGCUCGACGGUGGCCAGCGCACGCUUGAGCGGCAUCGCGGGCGAUGGGUCGCGGUGGGCGGCAGCCUGGUGGACUGGCGCGGGCAGGCCUUCAUCGACGCGGACGGCACCGUGCGGGUGCCGCACGUGGCGCAUUUCUGGCUGGCGGAGUUCCUGGCGGCCAUGCACACGCCGGCGAGCUUCGGGCCGUCGCCGCUGUUUGGCUUCACCCUGGGCGCCACCGAGGCCGCCACCGCCGCCGCGCAGCGCUUCCUGUCCCUGCACCGCGCGGACACGGCGCUGUGCCACAAGGACAUGCUGGGCAAGGUGUUCAGCGAGGGCGUCAUGCGCACCGCCGUCACGCAGCCGUGGCGCGACCUGUUCAUCAUGAACCUCACGCGCGAGCAGAAGGCGCUGCCCGAGGGGCAGGUGCUCUCCGUGACGCUGGUCGCCAACUGCCUCGCGGAGGCGCAAGCGGCCUUCCGCGGCAUCGCCGCACCCACCCCAGCCGCCGCGGUGCAUGUCACGGCUGCCUCUUCGGCCGCCGCCAGCCCUGCCCCCGCCGCCGCUCCCGCCGCCCCUGCUGCUCCCGCCGCCCCGGCCGCCCCUCCUGCGCCGGCUGCGGCGGCGCCAGCCGCCGCAGCUCAUGCGCACCAGGUCAACCAGCUGCCGGUCGUCUCGCAAGCGGACCUCAUGCGGCGUGAGAACCUCGUGCCGGACACCACCGUCAACCAGCGGAAGCCCGGCGAUGCGCAGUGGUGCCUGUACCACCAGACCAGUCACCACGCGGCGGACCAGUGCCGUGCCUACUCUGCCCUGGUGUCGUCCAACCGGGCCCGGGAGGCGGCGCGCCGUAUCGCGACGGGUGAGGGCGCCCGCGCCUUCCACAAGGCGCCGGCGCCGGCGCCGGCGCAGGCCCACGCGCACGUCACUGCCGCGCUACCCGCCGAGACCGCCCAGCCAGCUUCUGCCGCCGCGCUCUGCCCGCCCCACCGUGCCGCGCGCCGCGAGCUGGCGGAUGACCUGAGCGUGGCCACGGUGCGUUCGCUGUAUGACACUGGCGGGCACUCGGAGCGGCCGCCGCUGCCAUCGGCGACCGCGGCCGUCAGCCACAGCCAAGUUGCGGGUGCCUCAGGGAUGGAGCUGGGCGACUGCUGGGAUGCCGAGUUCGGGCCGGCCCACAUCUUCCACCUGGCGGCGCGGCCCCCCAGCUCUGGGCCGAUGCAGUCCGCCCUGCCGCUGUCGUUCCAGCCGCUCCCAGCCGCUGCCGCCCGCCGCUGCGCCCCUGCCCCUGCCGACGGCGCCGCCACCCCCACCGCCUCCUCCUCCACCACCACCGCCGCGUGCCCCUCCGCCACCACCGGCAGUGACGCUGCCGCCUCCACCUCCACCCGGCCCGCAGCAGCGAUACCAGCAGCCACCGCCGCCAGCAGCGACGGGGCGCCCAGCGGGGCCGACAACCGCGUGCGUGCCCACCUGAACGACGCCAAGUUUGCCGCGCUUCACGCCGUGCUGCGGGACCAGGGCCUGCAGAUCACACGCCUGGAGGGCGAUGUGCGGCGCUAUGCCCGGCUGCUCCGGCGGCUGGACGCGCAGGCCGCGGCAGGCUGCACCCACCACUCGGCCAUGAAGCUCGGCCGGGGCGUUGGACCGCUGUUGUUGGUGGACGGGCUGUCGUCGCAGGGCACCCCCUACGCCGCCGCGCUGCCCGACCCCGCCAGCGAUGUCACCCUGACAGUGACCGAGGCCGCCAGCUCCCGUGGGCUGCCACUGCAGUACGACACCGGCAUCUACGUGUCCAGCGUCGGCGGCGUCACCAGCGAGCUGGCGCAGAUCCGGGGUGGCCUGCCACUGACGGUGCUGGCGGGCACGGAGCAGCAGCACACCACACGCGUCGUCUGCUUUGUGGUGCCGGGCCCGCAAGUCUUCGACAUCCUGCUCGGCACCAACUGGCUCAUUGAUGCCUACCGCAGCGUGUGGGACGCGGGCCGCAACAUGCUGGGCCUCCGCCUGCCUCACCAGCCGGACGCCAGCCCGCCGGCGGUAGAGCUGCCGCUGCGCCAGCGCAACCGCGCCGCCGGUGCCUGCCACGCUGUCUCGUCCGGGCGAGCGCCCGACACCAGCACCAGCCGCACGGUGAUCGCUGCAGCCCUGGCCUGCGUCGCCGCCCCCACGGCGCGGUCCCACACAGAUGCAGUCGGCGUGCCGCCCCUGACGGGCACGGGUGCGGGGACCGGUGGCUGCACGUCAGGCGGCCGCAACGGCCCCGAGUCCGACGAAGAGAGCAGCGACUACGAGUCCGGCGAGGAGAGCAGCGACUACGAGUCCGGCGAGGAGAGCAGCGGCUACGAGUCUGGCGAGGAGAGCAGCGGCUACGAGUCCGGCGAGGAGAGCAGCGGCCACGAGUCUGACGAGGAGAGCAGCGAUGAUGACUCUGGCGGAGGAGGCUCGCCGAGCGCCAGCGCCGGCAGCGCGCCCAUUGCACCCGGCCCGCCGACCGCGCGCCCCACCGACGUCCUCUGCGAGCGCUGCGACAGCUGGGACCACCACGCCCGCAGCUGCCCUUGGCGCUGCGACCAGCUGCCGUGCAUCCGCUCCUUCAACAAGGCGCAGCGCCGCUGCGCGGAAGCGGCCGUGGCCUGCGGCCCGGCAGACGUUGCAGCUGAGCGCGCCCGCGACCCCGCGCGGUCCCCCUGCCGCGCAUUCCCCACCGCGUCGCCAUCGCCUCCGCCACCUCCACCGGGCUCUGCUGCGUCGUCGCCGCCCCCGCCGCCUCAGCCGCCCAGCUCCGGGUUGCCUCCACCGCUGCAGCUGCUGGCCGCCGCUGCGCCGACGCCGGCCUAUGCCUGGGCACCGCCGUCGCCGGGCUCUGCUGCGUCGUCGCCGCCCCCGCCGCCUCAGCCGCCAGGCUCCGUGUGGCCUCCGCCGCUGCAGCUGCUGGCCGCCGCUGCACCGUCACCGGCCUUUGCCUGGGCACCGCCGUCGCCGGGCUCUGCUGCGCCGUCGCCGCCCCCGCCGCCUCAGCAUCCAGGCUCCGCGUCGCCUCCGCCGCUGCAGCCGCCAGGCUCCGUGUUGCCUCCGCCGCUGCAGCUGCUGGCCGCCGCUGCACCGUCGCCGGCCGAUGCCUGGGCACCGCCAUCGCCGGGCUCUGCUGCGUCGUCGCCGCCUCGGCCGCCCCAGCCGCCAGGCUCCGUGUUGCCUCCGCCGCUGCAGCUGCUGGCCGCCGCUGCACCGUCGCCGGCCUAUGCCUGGGCACCGCCGUCGCCGGGCUCUGCUGCGUCGUCGCCGCCCCCGCCGCCUCAGUCACCAGGCUCUGCGUCGCCUCCGCCGCUGCAGCUGCUGGCAGCCGCUGCGCCGUCGCCAGCCCACGCCACGGCACCGCCAUCGCCGGGCUCUGCUGCGUCGUCGCCGCCCCCGCCGCCUCAGUCACCAGGCUCUGUGUCGCCUCCGCCGCUGCAGCUGGUGGCCACCGCUGCGCCGUCGCCAGCCCACGCCACGGCACCGCCGUCGCCGGGCUCUGCUGCGUCGUCGCAGCCUCGGCCGCCUCAGCCGCCAGGCUCCGCGCCGCGUCCGCCGGCCUACACCUCGGCACUGCCGUUGCCGGGCUUUGCCGAUCUGCUGCCACCACCCCGGCGCUCGCCAGGCUCGCCGCCGCCGCUCCUCGCGCCGUCACCGCAGCGGCCGGGCUCUGCCGCCGACCCCUGGCGGUCAAAACUCCCCAGCGAGACCUGGUGGCAAUUCCUGGGCCGCAUGCGCGCAGCGGGCAUCCACCUGACGGCCAUGCCGGAGUCCGAGUGGGCUGGUCAAGGGCGGCCGCCACCGGAAGGCGCUGUGGCGGCGGCCACUCGCUAGGGCCAGAGGGCGGACGGUCGACUGCUCGUCAGCUGUCGAUGGCGACUCCGGGGGCGAGGGCGGUCUUUCCCAGCUGGCUGGGCGCUCGGUGGACUAAGCCGAGCGGGCCUUAAUUGAGCUAGCUACAGCGGCUGCGUGCGAGCGGCUGGUAACUGAUGCCCCGUGGUUGAGUUUGGUUGCGUGAAAGCGCUCCGCAGCCCGGCCCCAGGUAUUGAGUC
This is a messenger RNA of Chlamydomonas reinhardtii, 7232 nucleotides long. RefSeq lists its product as uncharacterized. The coding region runs from base 679 to 7014 and encodes 2111 amino acids. Lineage: Eukaryota; Viridiplantae; Chlorophyta; Chlorophyceae; Chlamydomonadales; Chlamydomonadaceae. The transcript has a single exon. The record is from RefSeq and is a predicted model, not a curated record.